UCAAUAAGUGAUCCUAAACAAUGGGAAUCUUAUGUGGAAAGAAUGGAAUUCUUUUUCACGGCAAAUGGGAUUGCGGAUGCAAGUAAGAAACGCGCGACAUUUUUGAGCCUAUGCGGCCCAGAAACGUACGAAAUUCUUAGGUCAUUGGUCGCGCCGGCGAAAGUCGCUGAUAAAACGUACGGGGAAAUUAUAAAGGAAUUAGGUACACAUUUCUCUCCGAAGACAUCGGAGAUUGUUUACCGUUUCAAAUUCUACAGACGGGAUCAACAAAAUGGGGAGACAUUCCCCGUAUACCUUAAGGAAUUACGUAAAUUGGCCGAACCGUGCGGAUUUGAGGCUACUUUAGACACAAUGUUACGUGACAGAAUAGUUUGUGGAAUAAUCGAUGAGACAUUACAGAAAAGAUUACUUGCUACCACCGAUUUAAAAUUAGCGGAUGUAACAAAAAUGUGCGUAGCUCACGAAACUGCUACGACCAGUUUUGCAAUGAUUCGCGAAGGGGGCAGCGGCGAUCGAGUGGAGGUUAAUGCCCUUAAUUCACGCAAGCAAGUAAAAUCAGCUGAUCGCGCGAGCAGACCGGGGCGCGUUGGGAAAAAGUGUUUUCGAUGUGAAAAAGACCACGCUGCAGACUCGUGCGUUCACAGUCAAUCAACUUGUAGUUACUGUAAAAAAUUAGGACAUAUCGCAAUCGCGUGUUUCAAAAAGAAAAGAGAAAGCCAAAACAAACUUAAAGUGCACAUUGCAAAUGACAGCGACCCUUACACGGAGGAGCCGGAAAUUUCUCCGGACCCGAAUUGCGUUAAUAGUGAUUACGUUUUUUCAAUAAAUAACGUAACGCCUGACAAAUUUUCCGGUAAAUAUUUAACAGCCGUUUCAGUCAACGGGAUACAGACAAAAAUGGAAGUGGAUUCGGGCGCUGGCUAUUCGAUUAUAGGCCGAUCGUUGUUCCAAAAAAUCUCGAACGGGAAUCACCUGAAAUUGAAGAAGAGUCAUGUUAUCUUAAGAGACUACCAAAACAACCCGAUACCAACAGUGGGAGAAUGUUUGGUGGAGGUGCGUCGAGGUUCACGGAGGUCAACCCUUCCGUUAAUCAUCACCGAAGGAAACCGCCCGAGUCUUUUAGGCAGAAACUGGUUCCAAGAGCUGGGUCUAACUGUUUCCGGGGUAAGUCACGUUGACGGUACUCCUAAUUACGCACGCGAAUAUCCUGAGGUAUUUUGCGGGAAUUUGGGCGCAUACCGGGGGCCUCCAGUAAGUUUUUCGGUAGACGCGUCUGUGAAGCCGAUUCUAUUGCGAGCGCGUAAGGUUCCUUUCGCUCUAAAGGACAAAAUAGAGAGGGAACUGGACAAACUGAUAAGUCAAGGAGUGCUAGAACCAAUCUCAUAUCCAAGGUGGGGCACCCCUAUCGUUACCGUUUGCAAGGGCAAUGGGGAGGUGCGAAUUUGCGGAGAUUACAGGUCCACACUUAACCGCGCAUUACGUCCUGAACCGUACCCGGUGCCGUCGGUACAAGGAAUUUUAUCCGCGCUCGCUGGCGGGAAAGUGUUCGCUAAAUUGGAUUUAGCCCAGGCUUACCUACAGUUGAGUGUCGAUCGCGAGGCUGCGGAAGCACAGACAAUAAUAACGCAUAAGGGGGUUUUUAAAUGCAAUCGUUUGCAAUUCGGAAUUUCCGUCGCGCCUCAGAUAUUCCAAAAAUUCAUGGACAUGAGACUGGCGGGUAUCUCGGGAGUGUUACCGUACUACGACGACAUACUAGUCGUGGGAAGUUCCGAUGACGAUUUAGACACUAAAGUGCGCACGGUACUGUCGAAAUUUCGUGAAGACGGGCUACAAUUGCGCCGGGAAAAAUGUAUUUUUCGUACAAAAUCCAUUGAAUUCCUCGGGUUUAGAAUAAGCGAAGACGGUAUUCGCCCAACGAAAGAUAAAAUCGCGGCAAUAGUAAACGCGCCUCCUCCAACUAAUGUGACAGAAUUACAAGCAUUUUUGGGGUUGGUCAAUUUUUAUCACGUGUUCAUGAAGGACAAAGCGACCAUCGCUAAACCUUUACAUGCGUUACUUCAAAAGAACGCUCAAUGGCAAUGGCGAACGUCAGAACGAGAGGCUUUCCAAGCUUUAAAGGAUUGCUUAAUCAGGGAGCCCGUGCUGGCUCACUACAAUGACCGGAGAAACUUAUUUUUGACUUGCGACGCGAGUCCGUAUGGGGUAGGUUGCGUUCUUAGUCAGUUGGACGACCGGGGGCGAGACGUUCCAGUAGCGUAUCACAGCCGUUCUUUGUCGUCAGCUGAGAGGAAAUACGCUCAAAUCGACAAGGAGGCACUCACUAUCAUCACGGGUGUUAAAAAGUUUCACGAAUACAUCUACGGCCGAGGGGUGACAAUAACAACGGACCACAAACCUUUAUUGGGAGUCUUCAAUCCGAAGAAGGGGGUUCCAGACAUUCUAUCACCUAGGAUGCUAAGAUGGACACUAAUGCUAUCUGCGUACGACUACGAACUAAGGUACGUGCCAGGAGCUAAGAUCCAGAAUGCGGACGCAUUAAGCAGACUGCCCCAAAAAAUCAAGGUUCCAGAACCUCCGCCAUCUGAAGACGUCUUAAUGCUGGAAAACAUUCCAGAAAAGCUAAUCAGCGCCAGAGAAAUUGCCCAGGAAACCAAACGAGAUCCUGUUUUAUCAAGGGUUAUGCAGUGGAUCUGGAAGGGAUGGCCUGACAACGGGAAAAAAUUGCCAGACGAAUUUACUCCUUACUUACAACGCAAACAUGAGCUAAAUUGCUACCAAGAUUGUCUCCUGUGGGGCACCAGGGUUAUCGUUCCACUAGGGGUGAGGGACACGGUGCUAAAAAUGCUCCAUUCAGCUCACCCAGGUAUCGUCAAGAUGAAAUCUCUCGCGCGUUCGUACGUAUGGUGGCCGAAUAUUGACAAGCAAAUUGAGAAGCUGGUUGGGUUGUGUAGAGAAUGCCAAGAAACGAGAAACAUGCCGAGGAAGUCGUCUAUUCAUCCUUGGGAGUGGGCUAGAGCUCCGUGGUCGCGUAUCCACAUUGAUCACGCCGGACCAAUGAAAGGAAAACUUUUUCUGGUAGUGACCGACGCCUAUUCCAAAUGGCUCGAGGUAAAACUAGUGCCAAAUACCUCGAGUGCUGUUACAAUCGGGGUGCUACGAGAAUUGUUCGCCACCCACGGCAUACCGGAUGUUGUCGUAUCCGACAAUGGAACGAGUUUCAGCUCUUCCGAAUUUAAGCAGUUCCUGAAAAACAACAUGAUUCGACAAGCUUUAGUGGCACCAUACCAUCCGAGCAGUAAUGGGCAAGCGGAAAGAAUGGUGCAAAAUGUAAAAAACGCUAUCCGGAAAAUGACCGAGGGAACAGCAGAAGGAAAUCUACAGUUGGUUUUAAGCAGAUACUUAUUAGCCCAACACAUUACACCACACUGCACAACAGGCCGAUCACCGGCGGAGAUCUUGAUGGGGCGUAAGCUAAACACCGUCUAUGAUCGUAUGCAGCCUGAUUUCCGUAAGGAAAUGAUGGCCAAACAAGAAGACAAGGUCAUUCACACCAGGAUCAAAAUGGCUGCCAGCACAAGUCGUGAGUACUACGGGACCCGUCAGUUACCGGGUACAAACACCAGAUGGGCAAACAUUACGCCGCCAUUCCGACCAAAUUAGGGCUCGGGUAGAAGAACCGACCGAAAGUUUGGGAGCACUGGGUGAUCCCGAAAUUCCACCGACAACACCAGAAGCUGCCAACUGCAGCGAACCGCAGCAGCAGGACAACGGGAAUAGCCAAGUCGUGGAGAUCAAGAAGCCCCCAGAAAGAGCGAGGCGGGCUCCAAAAUACUUGGAAGAUUUCGUGCCGUAGUUUCAAUCCGGGGGGAAGGAGUGUGGUGUAUGCGCUAGUGCUAUUUCUUAAGUUGGCAAUAGCGUGUCAUGGAGACCGCAUGUAAAUAAAGUAGUUAUUCACCUCAA
Photinus pyralis (common eastern firefly) is the source of this 3960-nucleotide messenger RNA. RefSeq lists its product as uncharacterized. Bases 43 to 3660 code for a protein of 1205 amino acids. NCBI's taxonomy places the organism in Eukaryota, Metazoa, Arthropoda, Insecta, Coleoptera, Lampyridae. Gene Ontology annotation, molecular function: nucleic acid binding. The record is from RefSeq and is a predicted model, not a curated record. The transcript has 2 exons. Gene Ontology annotation, biological process: DNA integration.